AUGGAAGAAAAAUUAAAUUUAUAUAUUUAUCCUCUUAAUAGAUUAAAAAUUUUUAAUGAACCAAAUAAAAUUGAUGUAACUUUAAAAAGAUUAAACUUCAACAAUGAUAAAAAAAAUGAUGAAAAUGAAUUAAAUGAUUUUAGAUGUAAAACAGUAGAGAAUCCUCAUAUGAUAUAUGAUUCUCUUAAUUCUAACAUCUUAUAUGAGAUAAAAAACUUUCAUGCUACUGAUAGAAUUUAUGAUAUAGCAAGAAGAAAUGAAAAGAAAAAUGAAGAAGAAAAAGAAGAAGGAGAAAAAGAAGACGAGGAAGAGAAAGAAGACGAAGAAGAAGAAGAAGAAGAAGAGAAUGAAGAAGAGGCUAAUAUAAUAUAUAGUAAAAUUAUUAACAAGAAGGAAUAUAGUGAUUAUGAUGAAGAUAAUAAGAAUAAUAAUGAAUAUGAUGACUCUAAUAUGUCAUAUGAUAAAAAUGAUAACUUAAAUAGUAAUGAUGAUCUUUAUAACUUUAAUAUACAUGAUAACAAAAAUAUAUGCAUUAAUAAUGAAGAUUUAGAAACACUAAACUAUAAUAAUAAAAGAAUUAAUUCUUAUAACAAAGAAAAAAAUAAACAAAAUUCAAAAAAAAUAAAAAAUAAUGAUGGAAAUUGUGCUUCUAACGAAAAAUAUUUGGAAAAGGAAAAUUGUAAUUUAUAUGAAGAAAAAAAAAAAAUGGCAAAUAAAAGCUGCAUAGAUUUUUUACAUAAUUCACAUAUCUAUGAAAAAGGAAUAAGAGAUGAUCAUAUUAGAAUAAAUGCUUCUUCCGAUGUUAUUAACACCUUAGCUACCUUUUAUAUAGAUAAAAAAAUUAAUAUGAGCAAAAAAUACUCUUAUGAUAUAAAUUUUAAUAUAAAGUCACCAGUUUUAGUGUUUCCUACAGGUUUUUAUAAUAAUGAAAUAAAAUUUUUAGAAGUCCAGAUUCAGGAUUGUAUUUAUGAUGACAAUUAUGUAUAUAAUAUGUAUAAUAACUCUUCUAAUAAAAAUUAUGAUUAUAGUAACGAUAUAUAUAAAAAUUCAAAUUAUAGCUAUUUACCAUCUAACAUAAAAUUUGAAUUUAAGAAUGAAAUUAAUAUAAUACCUACUAAUUUAUCAGUUGGUAAUUGUGAUAUUUCUAGUAUAACACAGUUACCAGCAUUUUGUGAUUUUUCAGAUAGAAUAAGAAUAGCUCAAGAAUAUAAUAAAAAAUAUAUAUAUAAAAAAUUUUAUACAUUAAAAAAUAAUCUUUUAUAUAAAUUAAAUAGAAACAUAACAGAAGCUAAACAUAUAGGCUCUACUUCUAUGAAUAAAUUUUUUAAGAUAAAAGAAAUAAAAGUAGAUAAUAAUAAUAUAAAUCAAACAGUAGUUUAUUCAAGAAAUGAUGUGGGAUUAUUUAUUUGUUACAUACAAUAUACCAAGAAUGAUAUUAUUAAUAAUUUAUACAAUGAUAUUUAUAAAAAAAGCAAAGUUUCGAUUACUAACGAGAAAGAUGAUGAAAAAAAAAAAAUAAUGAUAAAUAGAAGGAAAGAAGAAGAGAUAAUAUGCAAUGAAGUUGACGAGAAGGAAGAUGAAUUUUUUAACAUUUUUGAUUAUAAAGUUAAAAUAACAAAGGAUAUUUUAUUAUUUGAUAGACUAUUUCAAAUGUGCCCAAGCCCUUAUACAUUUGGGAAAUGCUAUUUUUUAGGAAAUCAUAAUAGUUUAUAUUCAUAUGAUUUGGAAUUAAAUUUAAUUGAAAUAACUGAUUUAAAUAAAAAAGGAAAAUUUUUUAAACAGCAUGAUACUUCCUUAUGUUUAUGUUAUUUACAAGAUGAUAAUAGUAUUUUAUUGGGUUCAAGAAACUUAUAUAUUUUUGAUAAAAGGGAAAAUAAGUUAACAAAAUUUAAUACUAAUAACACUGGAAUAAAAAAAAUAACCAGAAGGAGAACUGCUAGAAAUUCUUGUGAAGAAUUUUUAGACAAUUUAUCAGAAAGAAAUGUUAAUCAAAAUAAUUUAUAUCAAGAAAAUGUAACUCGUUGCCAUUUUAAUAGAGGUUAUACUGCGGUAGAGAAAAAUCCUGAUUUUCCUUAUAUAAUUGCAACUGUUAAUGCUUCUUUUAAUGUAGUAGAGAUAUGGGAUACAAGAAACCAAUAUGAACCUUUAUUCAUAUUUCCUUUAAAUAUUUCAGAAUUUUCUUAUACGUAUUUUAGGUAUAUUGAAUGGAUUAGAAUAUGCCCAUAUGGUAAUAAUUAUGAUAAAAAAAAUGAUUACAAUUUAAUGACUUUUUCUUAUUAUGAACAUCUAGUUUAUAUUAGAAAGAUUCUCAUAUGUGAUAAUUUUACAAGCUACAAAGACUUAGGAUUUCAAACUUACACAAAUAAUUUCUCUAAUUAUUUAUAUAAUUAUCAUUUAAAGAAUGUAUCUAGGGAAAAUUUAGAUUUAAAUAAAGAAAAUGGAUAUCUAUCUAGAGAUAAUUACAAGAUUGAAAAUACACGCAAUAUAGAAAGCAUUAAUGAAGAAAAUAAUAUCAAUAAAGAAAAUAUGCAUAUAAAGAGUAACAUGAAGAAAAAUAAACUUGUCGAAGAAAAAAAUAAUAUUAGAGAAAAAGAUAGUGCUACUGAAGAAAAUAAUAUAAACAAAAAUUUAUGCAAAGGAAACUUAACAGCAAAUGAAAUAAAAAAAAGGAAUGAUAUCCAUUUUAAUCAUAUUUUUAGUUACAGAAAUAUAAAAAUGCAUAUAAAGGAUUCCCUAAUAUUAGAUAUUUCCAAGUUUACUUCUAUGCAGAAAAAUAAGAUGAAUUCUAUUCAAAUGUAUAAUGACGAUCGAAAGUAUAAUUUUAUAAAUACAAAUAUGUACAAUCUAUUUUUUGGAUCUUAUGGUAUGAAAUUUAUUGAAUUUACUAUUCCAACAUUUUACUGUUCUAAAAAGAAAAAAACAUUAAAAAACAUAAAUGAAAUUUGUUUGGAAAAGCAUUAUUAUUUUGAUGAAAAGAAAACCAAUGUUUAUGAAUAUUAUAUAAAAAGAAAUAAAGAUGAGGAAAAAAAUAAAAGACAAGAAGUAGAAGGAAUAAAAUUAGACAUUAUUCAAUUUGUUUUUAAUAUAAAUUCUUCAGGUCAAAUAUUUUGUACUCCUCUUAACUUGUGCAUAAAAAAAUUAAGUAAAGAAAAAUUAGAGGAUUGGAUUCCAAUAAAUAAAAAUUAUAUUAUGAAUACAUAUAUAAAUGAAAAUAUGGCUAAUUUAUCGAAAAAAUUUAUUGACAUUAUUGAAAAUAAUAAAGUAGAAAAUGAUUCUUCACUAUGUGGACAAAAGGAAAAUGAUGCUUAUGAAAACUCCAUUAUGCAUUUUAAUAAAAACAAGAUUUUAAACAAAGAAAUAUAUUUUGAUAAUUUUUUGAAAAACAAUAAUGAUUAUAAGAAUAAUUACAACAAAACAUUAGAUAAUUUUAAUUGUAAAAUAGAGUCAGCAUUAAAUUUUAAUGAAAAUAGUGAAACGUCUAGUAAUAAGAAUAAGGAAGAAAAUAAUCAUUUAGAUAAAAUUUGGACAAAAAACAAAAAAAAAAGUAUUUCGAAUAUUAUGAAAAAUGAAAACUUUAAUUUAAACAAACACAACUGUGAUAUUUUAAAAGAAUUUUAUUCUAAAUAUUCUAAUGUAACUAAUGAAUUUUUAUCUGAGAUAUUUAAAUUAAUCUCGAAAGAUAAAAUUCUUAUAUUGCAAAAAAAUAGUAAUUCUAUAAAAGUAUUUUCCUAUAAUAAUAUUAAAUUAAAUCAAACACUCCUAAAAAUUAAAAAGUCUAUGUUAGAUUUAUUUUCAAGUAGUACGAAUAGUAAUUUAUGCUCAAAUAUAAAUAAUAAUCAGGAUAAAAAAAAUGAUAAUUUUUCUUGUAUUUCUUGUAAUUGUGAUGACAAUUGUAGCAUUGGUUCGAAUUCCUUUUUAUGUAGUAAAAAGGAUAUAGAUAACAAUGGUUCAAAAUUCUCAAUUUCUUCAGUUAAUGGAGAUUCAUUUACAAAAAAAUUAAUAAAAUGUGAUGAAAAUGUUUAUCCAAAAACUGAAGUUACCUUUUUAAAAUCAUCCGAAAACAUUAUUCAGUCAUUUAAUAACAAUAAUAUAAAAUUAUAUGAUAAUUGUAGCAUAUUAAAUAAUAAAAAAAGCAAAGAUUUAAGUGGUAAAAAUAUUGACACUGUUAAACAAGAUAUACAAAUAGAUAAUCAAAACAUAAAAUUAGAUGAUAAUAAUAAUGCUAAUAAAAAUUUUAAAUCCUCUGAAUAUAAUUGUAAUAUUAUUUCAUCAGAUAGAGAAAUAAAUUUUCUUCAACAAUUAGAUGAAGAUUCUAAGAAAAAAAAAGAAUUGAAUAGCACGAAGCUAGAAGAGAAGGGAAAAAAAAAUGGUAUUAAUGAUAAUAAAGAAAGAAUAUUAUCAGAUAUGAUUAUCAAAAUUAUGAAAGAAACAAUAUAUAAACAUAAAAACUCAAAAAAAAGAGGAAAUUAUAUUAAAAAUAAGAAAAUUUCAGCUUUAUCAGAUAAAAAAGAAACUAUUUGUUCAUCAUUUAAUGUAUUUGAAUUGUAUUCACAGAAUAACAUUAGGAAACAGUAUAGGAAUGAAAUAAUUGAGACAAAUUUUGUUCAGAGUUUGAAUUACUUGAAUUUAAAUGAUUUUAAAAAUUUUUUACUAAAUGAAUCGAAAUAUGCUUUUUGUUCUUUUCAUUUAAAUAAUUUUUUUUAUAUACAAACAUUGGCUAAUUUAAAAUAUUCAUCUUAUAAUUUAACAGAAGAAAUGAUACACAAAUAUAUAAAUGAUAGUUACCCUUUUGCAACAUAUUCAUCUAAUUUUCAGUCAUUUAAAAUUUUAAAAAAAACUCAAUCAAAAAGCAAUGCCGUUUUUUAUAACAAAUCUCUUAAUUUUUAUAAGUUCAUGAUGAAACAGUUAAAAGAAAAUAAAUUUUUUCAUAUAAAUCAGAUUGAUAAUUCUGAGAAAAAUCGAAUGAGAAAAAUAACUGAAUAUUCUUAUAAAAAUGAUAUAGGAGAAAUCGUAAGUGUUACAUACACUAAUAAUAAUAAUAAUAAACUAAAUAAAAAACAAAAAUAUGAAAGUGAAAUGAAAAAUAAUUAUAUUAAUAUGUGUGAAAAUGAUGUAAUAAUCUCAUAUAAUAACAAUAAUGGAGGGGAAUAUGAAUAUAAUAAUUUUAAAAAAGAAAUUUCCAUAUUUAAAGAAAAUGAAUGUGUAAAUAUAAAAAAAAAUAAUUUUUUUAAUGAGUUAGACAACAAAUCAAAUGAAGAAAAAAUUCUUACUUAUUAUAGCAACGAUUCAGAAUUUUUUUCAAUUGAAAAUGAAAAAAAAAAAAAAAAAAAAAAAAAAUAUAGUUUAUUAAUUUUAAAGAGAGCAUUUAAUUUAAAAGAAUUGCUAAACGUUUAUAAUGAAGAUGGACUUAAUUGCAUUUUAAGUAUUAUGAAAAAAGUGCAAACAUUAAAAAAAAAGUUUCCAUCAAAUAAAAAAUUAAAAAAAUAUUUUAAUAAUAUAUCUAAAGAGCUGAAUAAAUGUGUACCUGUUAAGAAUUUUUUUUUCUAUGAUACACCUAUUUGUUUUUGCCUUUUUAAUAAUGAUUCUAAUAAUAAAAGUCAAUAUAAUACAUAUUUAAAUUCAUAUGAAUUUCUUUUAAGCAUUGUAACAUUUUUUAAUAACAAUGAUUCUAUUCAAAACGAAAUAAAAAAUUUAUAUAAUUAUGAGCACAUACAUUUUUUAGAUAAAAAAAAAAAGAAAGAAGUCUCGGAAACAAGUACAAACUUAAUUUUUUUAGAAAACAUCAAUGAUGAUAAAAAAAAAGAUCAAGAAGAGAGAGAGAAAAAAAAUAUUAGUAAUACAUUUACUCAUACAAUAAAUGUUCAUUCUAAAAAUGAGGAUAUAAAUGAUCCAUUUUUUAAAUUAAGAGAAAAUUAUAAUUGUGUUUCAUUUAGUUAUGAUAAUAUUUUACAUAAAUUUAAAAAAAAAAAAUUAAUUUUUUUAAGUAAAGAUAUUACUUAUUAUAUUUUUCAAAAUAUUUUACAAAGUGAAUACUACAUACCUGUACCUAAAUAUAUGAGAAAUAAAAUAAAAAUAAACGAAGAUGAUUUUAAAUGUUCACCUAAUACUUGCUUUAAAAACCAUUCAGUCGGAUUUUAUAAUAAUAAAUUAUUUGAUGUUUACAAUUCUAUUCAUUUUUCUAAUUUGAAAGAUUUUGAUAUGCAUAAAUACAUAUAUAACGAAUAUUUUAAUAUCACAGGUAAUAAAACUAAAAAUAGUUUAAAUAAUUAUAUUAAUGCAAAAGAAGAAAAAGAGAAUAAUUCAUUUUAUACAACCAAUUUAAACGGAUAUAAAGCUGGAUAUAAGAUUGAUUAUAAUUUACUAAAUAAAUUAUAUAGAUGCUGGCCUAAAAAUAAAAAUUCUUAUGCACCAAAGGAAAAUUAUUUAGAAUUAAUGAAAAAUUUUAAAAAUAGAGAAAAAGUCUUUUUUCAUAAUUGA
Molecule: messenger RNA, 6477 nt
Organism: Plasmodium relictum
Lineage: Eukaryota; Apicomplexa; Aconoidasida; Haemosporida; Plasmodiidae
Product: conserved Plasmodium protein, unknown function
Exons: 2
Coding region: 1-6477 (2158 amino acids)
Molecular function (GO): protein binding
Source: RefSeq, a predicted model, not a curated record